Molecule: messenger RNA, 4719 nt
Organism: Linum tenue
Lineage: Eukaryota; Viridiplantae; Streptophyta; Magnoliopsida; Malpighiales; Linaceae
Source: the annotation of a GenBank genome assembly
CUCCCCACAGGUAUCGUUCUCCACCGGAUGCGCUCUGCUCCAUCCUCUCCCUCCAUUCCCCGCCAUUUCCCGUUUGCUUUUUCUUCUUCUUCUCUAUUUUGUCCUUCCUCCAUUUUUAAUUCCUUCCGAAAAAUCCGAGUUCGUUACAGAUCGUUGGAUACAGUCUCCCCUACGUCGCCUUUUCGCCGGAGCUCGGUGGCAAGUGGAUGCUUCUGGUUCAGAGAAUGCAUAAUCCUCCGUGCUCUUUCUAUGGCCUCCAGCUGAAACUCCGGUUCCUCGCCGAACAUUGAAAUUCGUUUACGCUCUUCUGUUUCCCGUUUACUCGAUCGACUGAGAUUUCUAGGGUUUUCGGAAUGAACCGAUCUUGGCAAUUUUGACGAGCAUUGAGCUGGUGUCUCUGAUUCCGGACUUGAAUCGCCGAUUCUCAGUGGAGUGAGUGAGUGAGAUCGCUGUCUGAUUUUGCUUUGAUAGGUUCUCGAAGAAAUGUCGGAGGGGACGAGCCUGAUUGAGUCGUCGGAGAACGGAACCGACGUGUCUCAAGAAGAUACGGGCGCAAUGAGGGAGGAGACGCACGACGACGAUAUGAUACUGUCCUGCCAGACAUCGGUGAAUCUCGUGCCGUUCGUCGGCCAGCGAUUCGUCUCUCAGGACGCCGCUUACGAGUUCUACUGCAGCUUCGCCAAGCAGUCCGGGUUCUCGAUUCGCCGCCACCGCACCCGCGGCAAAGACGGCGUCGGCAGGGGAGUCACCCGGCGAGAUUUCACCUGCCACCGCGGUGGUUAUCCUCAGACGAAGCACUUGGAGGAGAGCGGCGGCGGCAGCGGAGGCGGAGGGAAGAUGCAGCGCAACCGUAAGUCGCUGCGCUGCGGGUGCCAAGCCUAUAUGCGCGUUGUCAAACGGGCAGAUUUCGACGUCCCUGAAUGGCGAGUUACAGGUUUCAGCAAUAUCCACAAUCACGAACUCUUGAAAUCUAACGAGCUCUCUCUUCUUCCAGCUUACUGCGCCAUAUCUCCCGAUGACAAGAGCAGGAUUUGUAUGUUUGCCAAAGCUGGGAUGUCGGUUCGUCAGAUGUUAAGGUUGUUGGAGCUGGAGAAAGGUGUGAAGCUUGGUUGUUUGCCGUUUACUGAAGUUGAUGUGAGGAACCUUUUGCAGUCGUUCAGAAAUGUGAACCGUGACAAUGAUGUUGUUGAUCUUCUUGGCAUGUGUAAGAGAAUGAAGGAUGAAGAUCAUAGCUUCAAAUAUGAGUUCAAGAUAGAUGGUAACAAUAGGUUAGAGCAUAUAGCUUGGUCUUAUCCUUCGUCGAUCCAGUCGUACGAGGCGUUUGGAGAUGCAGUAGUUUUCGAUACUACUCACCGGGUGGAGGCUUAUGACAUGCUGCUUGGCAUUUGGCUUGGUAUAGACAAUCAUGGCAUGAUCAGUUUCUUCAGUUGUGUGCUUUUGCGUGAUGAGAAUGUGCAGUCCUUCUCUUGGGCAUUAAAGGCCUUUAGAAGCUUUACGAAUGGAAAGGCUCCACAGACGAUUUUGACAGACCAGAAUGUGUGGUUGAAGGAAACUAUUGCAAUCGAGAUGCCAGAGACCAGACAUGCCUUCUGCAUCUGGCACAUCGUGGCAAAGUUCUCAGAUUGGUUUUCUGUGUUAUUAGGACCAUGUUAUGAUGAAUGGAAAGCUGAGUUUAUUAGGCUCUUCAACCUUGAAUUUGUGGAAGAUUUUGAGGAAGGAUGGAGGGAAAUGGUCAGUAAGUAUAGGCUUCACACAAAUAAGCACAUUUCCAGCCUGCAUGCUCUGCGUAUGUUUUGGGCUUUGCCCUUCUUGAGACAUCACUUCUUUGCUGGAUUGACAAGUACCUGCCAGUCAGAGUCGAUCAAUGCCUUCAUUCAACGGUUUCUCAGUGCACAGGCUCAACUCGAUCGCUUCGUAGAGAGGGCAUUUGAUGUUGUCGCUUCUAUUGAUAAGCCGGACAUGCAUCGAAAGGUGCAGAAGGUUUUCCUCAAAACGGGUUCGCCAAUAGAAUCACAUGCAGCUGCUGUUCUUACUCCAUAUGCUUUCCAAAAACUCCAAGAUGAGCUUGUAUUAGCUCCACAGUACGCAUCUUUCCCACUUGACGAGUACUGUUUCCAAGUAAGGCAUCACACUGAAUUGAACGGUGGCUUCAAAGUGAUCUUCGAUCCUUGUCAAGAGCACAUCAGCUGCAGCUGUAAUCAGUUUGAUUUCUCCGGGUUUCUCUGUAGGCAUGUCCUACGUGUCCUGUCAUCAAGUAACUGUUUUCACAUACCAGAUCAAUACCUGCCAAUUCGAUGGCGUGUUAAUGCUAUGUCUUCAACAGUGCACUCCGAAAGGAUUCAUUAUCUACAGUCGAUGACCUCAGAACUUGUGGCCGAGUCAAGCGAGACAGAAGAGCGACUCGAAGUUGCUUGCGAACAGAUUUCGUCAGUAUUAUCACGUAUCAAGGAGCUUCCUCGCGGUGGGCAUGAAGAAGAGAAUGUUUAUAGUUGUCCUUCUGAUUCACUGAUUAUACCUGAAGUAGAAGAUGCAGAUGGAAUCGUUCACACGUUUACGAUUGGGACCCACCAUCAUGAUUCUAUUGCUCUGGGAAAGCUGAAGGAGAGAAGAGCUAGAGAUGGGUUUGAACUAUCCAGAAAGCGAAGGCAUUGCUUGGAGCCUUGUUGUGGGCAGUUUGGACACGAUGCAUCAGAAUGUCCAGUAAUGGGUGGUGAUCAUCUGAAUGGCAGAGAACUCGGUUACUUAUAGUGGAGGAUUCUUGAAUUACUACUCUUGAUUGUUCUUGUUGAUUCUCACCUCCUAACUUUAAAUUUUCAGGGGCACUCCCACCUUACCGAGUGAGUUUCUUUUUGAUCCGAAUAGUAGAGGUUUCUUCUUGCUGAUUUGUCUUAAAGACUGAUAGUGAAAUUCUCUAAUGUUUGGCCCCUUUCCCUCCAUAGCAAAGUUCUUAAGGUGUAACUGAAAUUUUGAUGCUGAAAUGUAUAUGGCCAUUGAAGUAUCUUAGCAUCCUCAUCUGAAGUACACAUCCUUGAGAUCUUGAUGCUUUUAUCUUUGUACUUCAUAUCAUGACCUCUUGUUUUGCGGCAACAGAAAUGUUUACAAAGCUACAUUGCUACAGUAUACCUUAUCGGUCUGCUGAAUCGUCUGCCAAGGAUACCUUGCUUAGCCUACCUGGCAACGUCCUGGCAAUAUUGUUGGCAAAUUUUCUCCCCUUCACCCUGUGAUUAUAUGAUCGAAAGAGCGCUCUCUGGGCAAGUGCUCUCUCAAAACCAGAGUUUCCUGUGCCUUUUGUGUUAGGUUUUUUGUCUGUUGCAAGACUUGCUUCUUUGUUGCUGGUGCAGGCCUCCUCCUGAUCUCCAGCAUAGCCUGUGUCGGAAGAAGACAUUUUCUGUCAACCACAGAGAAGGUGGACUGAAGGUUAUCGGGAUUUGCUGAUAAAAAGGUUUCUUCUGAUAAAGCCCCCUGCGGCCUGCCUUCCCUGAGAGAAAGGAAUCUGUGGACUUUAAGCAACCUUUGCUCCAAGCAAUUCUGCAGUUCCCCCUCUUCCCUUGCCUUUUUUCCAUGGAUGGGUUUUGCAUCUGUGGCCAAGUCCCCCUUCUUCCUCCUCUUCUUAUGGAGCUUUGAGCUUUGAGUUGAAAACUGUUGCCAGCCAUGGCUGAAGGAAGAAGAGCAGUCACCCAUGAAGAUCUCGCGCCGUCCCCAGGAAGCACGGAUUUGGGCAGCAGAACUGCCAUAUCCCUCGUGCUCCUCACGGUCCUCUGUGGACUCCUCUGCUUCGCUCUCUGUCUCAUUGCUGAAGCCUCCCGUUCUCAGGAUACAUGGGAUGAUCACCUGUGCGUGUAUAGUGGUAGUGGAGAGACGCCGUUGAUGUGUGGUGCUAUUGCGUUCAUCGGACUCGCGGUAGCCAUGGUAGUGGAGCACACUUACCUGUUGUUCGCAGCGAGCAAAGCCCCGCCGCCGGCUCUGCUCGCUUGGGACCCUACCUAUGGCCCUUCCAAGGAUGUUACAUGGCAGGCUGGUGCCUUUUUCAUCAGCACUUGGGUAUGCUUCGCGGUGGCGGAAAUCCUGUUGCUGAUCGGACUGAGCGUGGAAUCGGGUCACCUGAAGAACUGGGCUACCCCAAAACAGAGCUGCCUGGUGAUCAGGGAAGGAGUGUUUGCCGCGGCCGGAGUGUUCUCCCUCUUCACCGUGUUCCUCGCCGGCGGGCUGUACCUAACUGCAUUUCGCGCGCAAAGAAUAUCCCAAGAGCACGAAGCCGCGCGGCGGCAGAUAAUAGACGUCUCGGUGCUCUACGCUUCCCCGCCGCGCUCGCCACCACGAGCGAGGGAGCAUAUCCAGGCGGCCGAGAGGGAAGACCCUGUUCGCAGGCAAGACCAGGCUGACCAUCUCUCCGUCGCAUUGCCGUCGGCUUUGAUCAAGCAAUUGAGUUUCGUAUAGUAAAUGAAAUAAGAGAAGGAAAACAGUUUUCUUCUGUAACAAGAAUGUUCAGCCAUGUCACUUGUCAGGCAGAAUAGGGCUACCUUACAUAGAAAUGCACAUACCGAUACUAUGUACUGUACAUAUCAUUUUGUUUUUCGGAAGGAAGGCUGCUUUUGCUUCUCGAGUUUGUCUGGUUGUGCCAUAUAACCAAUACAAUGGGGUAAAUGUCACAUUUGGUCAUUUGGAUUAUUAAAUCAUUUGGAUUAUUAAAUCGUGUUAUGUUUAGUCACUAGAAAAAAU